Messenger RNA from Cylicostephanus goldi, 993 nucleotides. The record is from the annotation of a GenBank genome assembly. NCBI's taxonomy places the organism in Eukaryota, Metazoa, Nematoda, Chromadorea, Rhabditida, Strongylidae.
UUGUUACAGGAUAUCAAUUAUCCGCUCAAUCGACGUCGCUCAUCGACUUUUAUCACACAACUGCUGAAUCACCUGGAAAAUAACGGUGGUAGACUACGCAGUACAAGACGCUCCUCUGUAAGUGGCGGUAGUCCGCGUAGAGAGCUUUCUUUUGAAGAAGACGAUCGCUCGCAUGCGAAUUGGGAUCUCUUUGAUCUGAUCAGCCCAGCAGCUGAUAAUGAAGGAUCUAUCGCCAUUCCACGAAUUGUACGCCGUGCGCGCACAAUGCGUCAUCAGCCCGAUGGAUACGUCAGAUCCUUCAUAGACAACAAACUUGUGCAUGAAAUCGAGGAAGACAUAAUCGCGGAACAGUUGCCGUUCAAUGUGAAAUGUCCCACGGAGUUUGCCGAAGUCUCCAUCGUUGAGCCAACCGAGCUUAGUCAUCUGAAUGUAGCCGAACCCAGCUGCUCCGACCCCGAUUGGAGCGCCCCAUUCGAAGAAAAUUCUAUUCCGAGAUUCCGAGCUCCAGCUGGUGACUCGAAUUUAUCUGGGCUUGUACUUGAUUCACCGAGAUACCCCAGCUCCUCAGUGGGAGAAGACUUUGUUCUGCCGAGUCCAGCCUCAUGUAGUUCCAUGUCCAUCUCUAGUCCGAAUCCAUUUCGGCUUGCCGCCUCAGGCGAAUGGCAUACCGAUGAAUCCCCAACAACUCCGGGUACUCCUGACACGAAAACAGCAGAGAAAGCAUUUGAAGGAUGGGUUAGGCGAAGAAAAACUGCGAAGGAAUUGUUCGCCAAGGAAGUUACCAAUAAAUGGCCAAAGUGCUGGAUGUGCCUGCGAGGACCAUUUCUCAACAUUUAUCCUAAUCAAUUUACCCGUCGAGCUGAUAUGAUAAUCAACGUUGCGAAAUGUGUGGUCUCAGACGAGACAGAUCUGAAAACUUCUAAGAAAUUGUGGUGUCUUCCGCUUGUCAAGGCCACCAAUCGAGCACCAUUUCUCGUGCUACAGUCAAACUGA